AUGAUCGACCGGAGUUUGUCUCCGUUGACAUUUGAUGAUGUGAUUCCCUUGCCGCAUCGUGUUGCUAUAAUGUUCCAACUAGGUGUUUUCCUUUUUUACUCCUUGGUGUGGGUCAUCUACAAUGGCUUCCUGGUAAACUGCUUGGCCUUAUUGAACUUUGCAUAUUCUUCCCACAAGUUCUCUGGAGAUGGGCAUGACGUAAAGGUAGUCACAGGGGAAAUGGCUACUGUGAGUUCAGCCGAAUCCAGCGAAAAUAUGCUAUUAAUCAUGGGGAUCCGGAAGACCUUUGCAAAGACAUUCACCUUCACCUCGUCGGGUUUAGUUGUCUAUUGGACGUGUUUAAUAGUUUUACCCGGCUCUCCUAUUCUUGAACUUGCUGCUACAUGGUUACCGGCGUGCUUGCUUCUAAUCAGUCUAUAUACAUCUUUCAGAUUGGGUGACACCUGGGGUCAAAACAGGGUGAACGCGACGUUAAAAAGAGUUCUUGUGGGUCGCAUCAACUCUGCAACCAUGAGAACGAACGACAUUUUGCUUUCUGAUACACUCACCUCCUACUCAAAAGUUAUAAAUGACUUUGCGUCACUCCUCUGGGUCAUGCUUAUGCCAGGUGAUAUCACGUACAACAACAAAGUGGAAGCAUUGGUUUUAUCAUAUCCAGCGCUUCUUAGAAUGAAGCAGUGUUGGUAUGAGUUCAAGUCGACACGUCAAAGACAACACCUUCUCAAUAUGUGUAAGUAUUUGGCACUGCUCGGACCUGUGCUCAUCAACCUACUCAUUAAGAUUAACAUGGGACUUGUAUCGGAUGCAGAUGGAUCCCAAACCCUAAACAAGUUAAACAGAUGGUGGUAUGUUCUCCUGGCAUUCAGCUCGAUGUACCUGUUCAUUUGGGAUAUAAAAAUGGACUGGGGAUUCGAAGCAUUUGAUAUUCUAUUCAGACUGAAUGUUGGAGAGGCGCUUUUAUUGCGUAGUCCCAGCAAAUUGGUAUGCAAAGGGUAUCCUGGUUACUACCUUGUAAUUCUCUUUGACUUUGUCAUUCGCUUUAUUUGGGUGUUUAAGGUAUUUGUCAUAAAAGAAACCGAGAUUAAAUUGAGACUUCAGAAUCAUGUUGGCAAUUUCUUGUUUGGAUAUGACUACUUGUCGCUUGGAUAUGCGAUAUUGGAAUUCCUUGAAAUUUUCAGAAGGUGGUUAUGGUGCUUUAUCAAAUUGGAAAGCGAUCUUGUAAAACUCCAGCUCCGGGACGAUUUCGCAAGAGCCACGCCUUUAGCGACUUUAAAGCUAAACUGA
Metschnikowia bicuspidata var. bicuspidata NRRL YB-4993 is the source of this 1284-nucleotide messenger RNA. RefSeq names its product Erd1p (gene ERD1). The record is from RefSeq and is a predicted model, not a curated record. Lineage: Eukaryota; Fungi; Ascomycota; Pichiomycetes; Serinales; Metschnikowiaceae. Bases 1 to 1284 code for a protein of 427 amino acids. Gene Ontology annotation, cellular component: membrane; cytoplasm. The transcript has a single exon.